Messenger RNA from Sphenostylis stenocarpa, 342 nucleotides. Lineage: Eukaryota; Viridiplantae; Streptophyta; Magnoliopsida; Fabales; Fabaceae. The record is from the annotation of a GenBank genome assembly.
AUGGCUACUUUGAAAAGUCUGAAGAUCAAGACAAGCACAUGCAAACGUAUAGUGAAGGAGUUGCAUUCCUAUGAGAAGGAAGUUGAGAGAGAAGCUGCCAAAACUGCUGACAUGAAGGAAAAGGGAGCUGACCCAUAUGACCUCAAGCAGCAGGAAAAUGUGUUGGCUGAGUCUAGGAUGAUGAUUCCUGAUUGCCAUAAGCGCCUUGAGGCCUCUCUUGCAGACUUGAAAGGAAUAUUGGCUGAGUUAGAAGGGUCUGAUGAGAAGGCGGGUCCUGAAAUUGAGGAUGCUCGAAACACCAUUGGAGAAGUUGAAAAAGUAUUUGAAACAGCAGAAGUUUAA